Molecule: messenger RNA, 1017 nt
Organism: Stegastes partitus (bicolor damselfish)
Lineage: Eukaryota; Metazoa; Chordata; Actinopteri; Pomacentridae
Gene: snapc5
Product: small nuclear RNA activating complex, polypeptide 5
Exons: 4
Coding region: 174-536 (120 amino acids)
Biological process (GO): transcription initiation at RNA polymerase III promoter; transcription by RNA polymerase II
Cellular component (GO): nucleus
Source: RefSeq, a predicted model, not a curated record
AACUUUAGCUAGUAGCCGUAGCUGUAGCAUCACAGCUCGACUGUGUCUCUACCUGAAAUUGACGCCUUGGGAGGCACGUUAUCCAGCAUAUCACCAAUUCCCACGCUGUUAUGGAGCUGUAGACAGAAUUUAUAAACAGAGUGUUGAGGAAUGGUCUGACUGCAGCAGUCAACAUGCACAGUCGUUUGCAGGAGCUGAAGAAGGAGGAGGAGACUCUCCUCAAAAUCAAAGUUAUGCUACAAGACCAACUGAACAGGUUGAAGUUUGAAGAAGGGGCCUUGAAGUCUAUUAUUAACGCACAGACAGAAGAAGGUGCCUCUGAUCGUUCAUCCCCAGACGCUGAGGUUCACAUUAAUCUUGACGAUGAGGGCGAGAUCAACCGUACCAAACUCCUACUGAAUGCCGCUGUAGAUUAUGACAUGGAGGAGGAGGAAGAGGAGGAGGAAGACGACGAGGAAGACGAGGAGGAUGAUGAAGGAGACGAAAAUGAGCUUGAGUUUAUGGCUGAGGAGGAUGAGGAGGAGGACGAUUACUGAGAUUGACAGGAUGUCAGUAAUUGCAGCACUGGGGAAGAACAUGAACCACGUGUAAACGGACAGCUGUGUAUGUGUUCACCUGUUUUGUAUUAUCAGUUAAGAAGUUUAAUUUAUUUGGAUGGAGCGAGUAACAGUUACAGUGUAAUGAUGUGUGGUGCUAGCAGUAUCUCUCUCUCCUUUAGCCUGAUUUAAGGCAUGUCAUCAGAAUUUCACACCAUGUUAGUCAUGUGUCAGUUUUUGUGAGAAACAUCUCACUUAAACGCAGUAAAGCAGUGCUAUUAGGUGCUUAUUAUAUUUUAUUAGACAUAUUGUGCAUUUUGGAGACACGACAGAGAGCAGCAGUUCACUUGAGAAUCAAAAAUCGGAUGUUGAGAUGUGUGUGUUGAUGAAAAUGUAUGGCUGGGCCAUAUAAGAAAAUAGUGUGUAUACAUUCUGUGAGAAAUUCCUGUAAGCACAAAAUAAAUGUUUUGCAUAAGUUUCA